Neoarius graeffei (lesser salmon catfish) is the source of this 4319-nucleotide messenger RNA. RefSeq names its product solute carrier family 39 member 14 (gene slc39a14). Gene Ontology annotation, biological process: intracellular zinc ion homeostasis; zinc ion import across plasma membrane. Lineage: Eukaryota; Metazoa; Chordata; Actinopteri; Siluriformes; Ariidae. Gene Ontology annotation, molecular function: zinc ion transmembrane transporter activity. Gene Ontology annotation, cellular component: membrane. The record is from RefSeq and is a predicted model, not a curated record.
AGUCAUGACUCAGACCCCAGCCGAUGGCUGCACCCAGCUGACCUUGACCUUUGCCCUUCUCCUCUCCCUCGGCAUGUUGUGUUGGCCCCUGGGAGAGGUCAGGGGUCAGACGGAGCUCCCUCCUGCUCUGAUCCUGCAGGAUCUGCUCAGCCGCUAUGGAGAGAACGGGACCAUCUCGGUGCCGCAGCUCCGGUCUCUCCUCGCACACCUCAGCACGGAGCAGAGCGCAGAAAACACGCCGGCCACGCCGAACAACUCGGCGUGUUUAGCUGCAGGCACUCUGGCAGCUCACGGUUUGAGUGAGAAGUCCCGUUUGGACGGGCUGGGCCUGCAGGAGUUCUGUCCCACCAUGCUACAGCAGCUGGACUCUCGAGUGUGUCAAGAUGAACAGAACCAGGAACCAGAACCGAGCGCCAAACCGUCCAACGCUGAAGUGUGGGGUUACGGGUUCGUGUGUGUAACGGUGAUCUCGCUGUGUUCGCUGCUUGGUGCCAGCGUGGUGCCCUUCAUGAGGAAAACCUUUUACAAACGGCUGCUGCUCUACUUCAUAGCUCUGGCCAUCGGGACUCUUUAUUCCAACGCGCUCUUUCAGCUCAUCCCCGAGGCAUUUGGUUUCGACCCCAUGGAGUCGUACUAUGUGUCCAAAUCUGCUGUCGUCUUUGGAGGGUUCUAUCUGUUCUUCUUUACGGAAAAAGUCCUCAAGAUGAUCCUUAAACCGAAACACAGGGGAGGACAUGGUCACAGUCAUUUCCCAGUGGGAAACGGCGAUGUGGAGGACGGAGUGAUGGAGAAGCUGCAGAAUGGAGAGGCAGGAGGAGCUGUGUCCUUGCCUCAAGUGGACGGAGAGAUCCGAGAGGACGAUAAAAUGCUGGGUGCUGGAACGGCACAGGUGAGGACGCAAGACGUGAAACAGAUGUCUGUCCUCUGUCUUCAUGCUUUAUUUAUAUCACUCGACUCUCAGGGGGGGUGUUACUGGUUAAAGGGUCGAGCGUAUUCUGAUAUCGGGACCCUGGCGUGGAUGAUCACUCUCAGUGAUGGACUCCAUAACUUUAUAGAUGGUUUGGCCAUCGGAGCCUCGUUCACUGCCUCGGUGUUCCAGGGAAUCAGCACGUCAGUGGCCAUCUUGUGUGAGGAGUUUCCCCAUGAACUGGGUGACUUUGUGAUCCUCCUGAACGCAGGAAUGAGCAUCCAGCAGGCUCUGUUCUUUAACUUCCUGUCAGCGUGCUGCUGUUAUUUGGGAAUGGGAUUCGGGAUACUGGCAGGAAACCAGUUUUCACCGAACUGGAUCUUCGCUCUGGCAGGCGGAAUGUUCCUCUACAUUGCCCUGGCUGAUAUGUUUCCGGAGAUGAACGAAGUGAGCCGUGAGGAAGAGGAAGCUGGAGGAAGAGCGAACCUCAUGACCUUUGCCAUCCAGAACGCCGGCCUGCUAACCGGUUUCAGUAUCAUGCUCCUCCUGACUGUUUAUUCAGGACAGAUACAGCUCGGAUAGCACCGAACGUGAUGGACUCAACUUGACCUUUUAACCUUUAACCCUUCCCUCAGAUUGAGGAUCUGCCCAAUGAGAAGUGAGUGCAGGACUCGGAUUUGAGCUCCGAGUCUGAUAUUAACUGUGCAAUGUUGAAUAAACUCAGUGCAGCUGCUGAUAGGCUCGAGGAGAAAAAAAAUUCACUCUGAGCCAAUCCCGAUGCAAAUGUAACUGAACAACUUUAACUGACGUACAAUAUGCAUUCAUGGUUUUUUUUCCUCGUUUUUCUCUAUUUUGUGACAUUUUUUCUUUCGUUUUUCUCCCUUCUUUCCUUGUGAGAAUACUUUUUGAUCAUGUCCACAUUUGAGCUGCUUCAGCUCCAUGUUUAGUCAGUUGUCAUGUCAUUUUUAACGCUCAAAGUUUAAUUUCAGUGCUACGAUUGAAAAGUAUUUGACGUUCACUGACCGUGUUGUAGACUAGCUCAAGUCCUAUACACCUACUGUAUAUCCCUGUGCACAGAGAAGCAAGUUAUUGGUUUCAUUCUCAUCUCCUGCUCGCUCUGGACACGUACUGAUAUAAAACAUAACGUUUUGCAAAUCUCAACCGAGGCGACGAGACUGAAACGCAAAUCCAUGUUUUACUUCUUUGCUGUGUUCCAAUCCGGUUCCCACUACACCCUUGUUGACUUCCCUAACUCGGACGUACUCACAGUUUAACAGAAGAAGAACCAUACAGUUAAAGCCAUUUCUACAGUGUUCGGCAUGUCUUGUAGCUUGCGUAUAUAACAUUUAAGACGCAUCCUUCAAAAAUAGUUUGAUAGAUUUCGCACAAACAGGCAAGAUUUUCUCCAAGAUCCUGUCAUCAGCUUAUGUUAGCCAGAUAGAAGGCGCACUGAAGAUUUUUAAAUACCAAUAUGAUGAAAUAUAAUCCCAAAUCACGUCCAAUUAGCUCACUAUCCUGCUCACGUGUUAGCAAAUUAACUUUUACAAAUACAAGUUAAGUCCUCUCAGAACUCCCGUCGCUAGUUCAUGUUAAAGUUAUGACUUUAAAUACUCUGUCAGUUUAGCUCAGCUCAUGUUUAUCAGCUAGCUAGCAUUGGCAGAUAAAUAUUUAUGACCUGAAAUCCUCUCAGAAACCCUCAAAUUUCACUCAAAGAAGCAAGAUUUUCUUAUAUCCUGUCAUCGGCUGAUGUUAACAAGCUAGCUAGAACUUUGAUGAUGUGAAAUCCUGUCAGAAAUUCUCUCAGGAUAGUUUACGCUAACCUGCUCACUAGUUGGCUUAGUUUUAGCAAAGUAAGUUUAAGCUAAAAUCCUGUUGCUAGUUCAUGUUAGCCAGCUAGCUAGAGUUAUAACCUAAAAUCCUUUGGGAAAUCUUGUCCGAAUAGGUCAUUUUAGGCAGCUAAGCAUUCCUGAAUAUGACUUAAAAUCCUCUCAGAAAUCCUGUCUAUUAGCUUGUGUUAGUGAGCUGGCUAGCAGUAGCAGCUGAAUAUAUGUGUCAGAAAACAGAAUCCAGGGACACAUGUCGGCCCGGGGGCAUUUUGAGUUAUUGACAGAUUCAGAAAGUACAGUUUCUAAGCUUUCCAAUGAUGCCUUCCAUGUGGAGAUCUGACAAUAUUUGAAGAAUGUGUGGCCUUUUGAAAGUGUAUACUUCUUAAAACAGAAAAGGGAGAAAAUCGCCCUCAAAGUUUUCCAUCUCAGCUACUCUGGGUGCAGGGCGGGCACAUAAUGGUGCUCAUUUGCAUGACAUUAAAGAAAGCCCUACCCCCUACGAGCUAGCACGAUACUACUUUCAUGUAAACAAAGAUCACCACGUCAAUUUUCCUUCCAUGCAAAGUAUGCCCAACACAAUUAUGAAGUACAAAAAUAAGUCCUAAAGUAUACUUUAACGCUUUGUGGUUGAAAAAUUACUCACACCGUAAGAAAGAAAGAUAGCACGAUAAUGACACAACUAACACAACGCUAGUUUCAUGUAAAGCCUCGGUCACAACCGGCCGUACCGUGCUCCUACGGCCGGUCUACACGCAAAAAACGCAAGAAACGCACGAGAGCGCGCGUGAAACGCACGAGAGCGCGCGUGUGAUGUGCUGAUUUUCGAGCCGCAGACCGGCCGCAGAGGUUCUUUGUCAUGUCAAACAAACUCUACGGGCGCUUACGUUUUUUUCAGGUUGCAAGACAAACUUACGGCCAACGCGCGUCUUUCUCCGUGAACAAAAAAAAAACUGCAGCGAUUUGGGAAACGCCAAAAACCACACGGCCAAAAAAUCGUACGUCCGGUUGUGACCUAGGCUUAACCAAACCACAACACUCUCCGUUACAUGCAAAAAUAACCACACAGCCUUAGAUUAAUAAACUCACCCCAUCAGAAAGAGAAACGGCGCCUUGCACACACCAAUGCCUCCGAUGGAAUGUAGUCCUAGAACGGUCCGUGUAUCAUCCGAUCAUUCAAGUAUUCCAUUCAAUCUGGAAAACGAGGUUGCGGGUUUUUUUUGCUAGAAAUGGUUAUCUCCGAUGUAAAUACCGUGCGUCUGUUUGCUUCGCGGUGUUUCAGCUCCUCUGCGCUCUGUUUAGUAACUCAUUCCAUAGUGAAAUUACACGCCUGUAUGCAGGUUAAGUAGCCAUGCGCUCAACUCGUAUCAUACAGCUGAUUCGCGGAAAAAAAAACAAAAGACUUAAAUCAUCAUGUGAAUGGCCCAUAUGGUAAUUUACCCACACCCCCCAGCAGGCUACAGUCCUGACAAAAACGAGACAAUUUGCAACAAAAAAUGUAUGCUUUUCCAACAAAACAAUCUAUUAUCUGAAAUACUGAUUGCAUUCUUCAAGAUCUCAACUUGCACAUCUCAUUCUCAUCUCAUUAU